AAGCAUGAGUCUUUUCCAGCCAUCUUGUGGCAUCUAGCAGCGAAGCGCUCGCACAAGCCCCGUAGAAUCGGAGGAGAAUCCUGCUGAAAGGGGGCCAUCAUGCCCGGACAACUGCAAGAAGGCUUCGGCUGUGUCGUAACCAAUCGGUUCGCCCAGCUAUUUGAUGAUGAAGAUGAUCCGUUUGAGGCGUUAAAGCUGGCAGAAAAGAAGAAGAAGGACGCGACCGCUCCUGGUGCCGCCAAGACCGCCGCGCAGGCUGCAAAGCAGCUCAAAAAAGAGACACAGAAAGACAGGAAAGUCCCGCUUCUCGACAAGAAAGAAGAGACACAAGCUCCCGUUCCUCUCAAGAAAGAUGGCAUGAAAAAAAUGGGCCGCCGACCGGAGCAGCCAGGUCAGCCGGGACAGCCAGGACCCCAGCAGCAGGGAGGUCAGGGGGAGGGUCGUCCACCAGCUGACAGGCGGCCUGACAGGAGGCCACCACGUGAACGACGCUUUGACAAACCCGCUGAUGAAAAACCUGCUGAGGGUGGAGAAUUCUCUGUGGAGAAGUCUGUCAGUGACAGGCCAUUCCGGGGUCGUGGAGGUGCCAGAGGAGGACGCGGAGGCCGGGGCAGAGGCGUUGGCAGGACUGACGGCUUUGACUCGCGCGGCAAACGAGAGUUUGACAGACACAGCGGCAGCGACCGAUCCAGCCUGAAAGCAGAAGAAAAACGCGGAGGGGGUGGAUCUCAUAACUGGGGCACCGUUAAGGAUGAGUUGAGUGAGCUUGACCAAUCAAAUGUCACCGAGGACACCCCUGAAGGAGAGGAACAUCCACCUGCUGACUCGGAGAACAAGGAGAAUGAGGCUGAGGAGGUUAAAGAAGAAGGCCCUAAGGAGAUGACUCUGGAUGAAUAUAAAGCCCUACAGGAUAAAGAGAGAGCCAAAGUGGAAUUCAACAUUCGUAAAGCCAACGAGGGAACCGAUUGGAAGAAAGGAUAUGUUCUGCACAAGUCCAAGGCUGAGGAUGCCUCUGGUGAUGAUGCCGCUGAGGACCACAGCUUCCGCAGGCCAGCUAAUGACAUUACAUCCCAGCUGGAGAUUAACUUUGGGGACCUGGGCCGCCCAGGGCGUGGUCGUGGGGGACCACGAGGUGGCAGAGGUGCCCGUGGGGCCCCUGCUGCCAGACCACCUCGUGAACGCAGGCCAGACAAGGCUGGUGGAGUGUCUGUCCCUAACGUGGACGACCCAGAGGCUUUCCCAGCCCUGGCUUAAGCUGCCCAGAUGCCACCCGGCUCGCCCAGGAGGAACACUCCUCCACGGGUCCUUGUCUACGAGGCUUGCAUGCUAAUGGAUCCUUCAGCAGAUGAAAUGAUGGAAGACUGUCAUCCAUGCCAUUCACCCCUGAGGACUGAAUUUUACCUGUUUUAGAAAAAAAGAUGAAAAAAUAAAAAAACAACAAAAAAACAAAA
This is a messenger RNA of Rhinichthys klamathensis goyatoka, 1451 nucleotides long. RefSeq names its product SERPINE1 mRNA binding protein 1a (gene serbp1a). The record is from RefSeq and is a predicted model, not a curated record. The transcript is spliced from 8 exons. The coding region runs from base 100 to 1254 and encodes 384 amino acids. Gene Ontology annotation, cellular component: cytoplasm; nucleus. NCBI's taxonomy places the organism in Eukaryota, Metazoa, Chordata, Actinopteri, Cypriniformes, Leuciscidae. Gene Ontology annotation, molecular function: mRNA 3'-UTR binding.